Daucus carota subsp. sativus is the source of this 2058-nucleotide messenger RNA. RefSeq names its product cytochrome P450 72A15. Lineage: Eukaryota; Viridiplantae; Streptophyta; Magnoliopsida; Apiales; Apiaceae. The record is from RefSeq and is a predicted model, not a curated record. Gene Ontology annotation, molecular function: heme binding; monooxygenase activity; oxidoreductase activity, acting on paired donors, with incorporation or reduction of molecular oxygen. The coding region runs from base 43 to 1575 and encodes 510 amino acids. The transcript has 5 exons.
GCUUCCAUAUAAGCCUUGACACAAGCCUAGAUUGUGAGAAAAAUGGAUGCAGCAAUUGCUUCUAUUGUAUUCUCAGUACUAGCCCUUGGCAUUCUAAGUUACACAAUCAAACUAGCCAACAAAUAUUGGUUUAGGCCAAAGCAAGUGGAGAAGCGGCUGAGAGAUAUAGGGUUCGGAGGAAACCCUUACAGGAUCAUCUUUGGAGACGCAAAAGAUGUGGAGGGAAUGAGAGCAGAGGUCACCUCCAAGCCUAUGGAACUCUCCGACGACGUGGCAUCUCGAAUUCUACCGUAUCACAACCAUCUGGUCCAGAAGUAUGGAAAAAAGUACUUCAUGUGGUUUGGUCCAAAAGCAAGGAUUGGCAUAAUGGAUCCGGCGCUAGUGAAGGAGAUUCUGUCCAGACCUAACGAUUUCCGAAAGCCAAGCAAAGAUCAAAUGGCUGAGGUGCUUGUAGGUGGACUCUUUACUAGUGAGGGUAAUGUAUGGGCUAAACACAAGAAGGUUCUUAACCCUAGUUUUCACAUUGAGAAGAUUAAGAACAUGGUACCAUCAAUUGUGGACAGCUGCACGGAAAUGAUGAACAAGUGGAACGUGUCACUAGACGCGAAGGAAUCAGUUGAGGUUGAUAUGUGGCCAGAAGUAGAGGCUUUAACAUUCAAUAUAAUGUGCAAUACACUUGUAGUUGGCCGGAGUAUUGAAGAAACACAAAAGAUAUAUAAACUCCGGGUUAAGGUGAACCAACAAGCAGCCAAACUAGCAAAGCUCAUGAUCUUUCCCGGAUGGUGGAAUCUACCAACUAAGGAGCUGAAGAUUUUGAAAGAAGCUCAUAGAGAAAUUGGGAUUCUAAUAAAGCAAGGGGUGACUAAGAGACUGGAAGCAAUGAAAAAUGGAGCAAGUAAUCCUGGUGAUAUGUUGGGCUUAAUGUUGGAGGCUUAUCAAGAUGAAACAAGUGGAUUUACUCUAGAGGAUGUGAUUGAAGAGUGUAGAAGUUUUCACUUCAUUGGACCCGAGUCUACAGCACGGUCAUUGGUAUGGGUACUCUAUGUUCUGAGCCACUAUCCGGAAUGGCAAGAAAAAGCAAGAGAAGAGAUUUUGCAGGUUUUUGGAGAUCAGAAGCCCAAUGUUGAAGGACUGAGCCAACUCAAGAUUGUGACAAUGAUUGUGUACGAGGUACUAAGAUUAUAUCCACCAACUAGUAUGGUUCACCGAUCUAUCUCCAAAGAUACAAAGUUAGGAGACAUGGUUCUACCAGGCUGGGUCCAGAUUACCAUACCCAUAACCUUAAUGAAUCACGACCCUGAUAUCUGGGGUGAGGAUGUGAAACAGUUCAAGCCCGAAAGAUUUGCAGAAGGCGUUUUCAACUCAAAGAUGCAAUCCAUAUUCUUAGCAUUCGCAGGAGGUCCUCGAAAAUGCAUUGGACAAAGCAUGGCAAUGGUGACAGAUAAAUUUGUGAUCGCAACUAUUUUACAACGCUACAUAUUAGAGCUUUCUCCCUCGUAUCUGCAUGCUCCCAAACAUUCCUUCCUCCUCAUACCUCAGCAUGGAAUGAAACUUGUUGUGCGCAAACGUGUCUAGCCACUAAAACAGUCCAUCAAGAAUAAAUUUCUUGUGCUUGUCUGGAUAUCUACUUGUUUUUAUCAUUUAAAUAUUCUCCGAUUAUGUUUGUUGUGAUGUGUGUUAAUAAAUUAUGAGAAGUAUCUCAUUGUUUCUUUACUAUCUAAGAAUGUAAGUGGAGUCAUUGUUUGUAAGCAAAUAAAUUAUGAAAGUGUGUGGCGGUGUCGCUAUUGGUCUCCCAAUUAGGCCGAGACAUGGAAAUUUCUUCAGCAAGCACAAGAAACAGGAACAAAGACAACGAAGUAUAGCAUUGCAUUCAAGAGUGCAGUUUGAAAAAGAGGGUGAUCAUGGCAUGAAGCACUCAGAGUGUAUGUAUUGAUAUAAUGUGUAUUGAUAUAAUGUGCAUCCACUGCACUCUAUUUUUUUAAUCUUAUUGAACAAAUUUUAUUUGAACUAUACAUGUAUGAAUGGGUUGUUCACUUCAAUAUAAACCGUUUUUCAGAA